AUCAGGGCUGACCUGUAUAUUUUCCCCAUCCCCCUCUAACACAUCAUUAGCUACCUGUUAUGGUUUCUCCAGUGCAGGACAGCUGGGGGCCGAUCGACGAAUCAAACGAACAAACGCUCAAAAACAGGAUAUCUAGAGUUCACGGAGAAGAGGGUGGCCUUUUGAAUUCAGCCCUCGACAUUAUGCUGAAAACUAAGGUGGUAGCAACGAAUAGCCAAAUACCCGUCCCUGGAUUGCCCAGAAUGAUUGAUUUUUACAUGGAGUCCCUCGACGAAGGGGGGGAUCUAGGACAGCUAAAAUGGUGGAAGAAAUUACAGAACAGGAGCGAUUGGAAUCGCAGGAAGCAUAGGUUAAACGCUAAUUGCCAUGCAGUAUUCCAUCUAGCUCAUAAUACAUCUUUUAUCGUUCACGCAAAGGCGGACGAAGUAGCCCGAGCGUUCGUGCGACGGCACAGAUCUUUUGAAGGAAUAUAUCGAGAAUCUUCACCUGCCAACACCGGAGCAGCUGCACAAACUUCGAGUGCAUUCCGGGAGGAGGGGACUAACGCUAACACCGCGGUAGCAAGUACAUUAGGACUGAGAGCUGGCGGGACCCAGCGUAUUACUAGUAUCACUCUGAAUUUAGCCGCUCCAUCGGAAGCCAUGAAUUUCGGAGGGACGAGCGAUGGGGGAGCAGCUGUUAAUCCACGUCCGACAUUGGAUGGCAAUGUGAAUGGUUUGGACGGUGAAAGCCUCAAUGGAUUCCAAGUAGUUUAAGUCAUAAUUUGCGCUUUCUGUAUUUUAUGUUUGGGUAAUU
Molecule: messenger RNA, 795 nt
Organism: Suillus clintonianus
Lineage: Eukaryota; Fungi; Basidiomycota; Agaricomycetes; Boletales; Suillaceae
Exons: 7
Coding region: 60-755 (231 amino acids)
Source: RefSeq, a predicted model, not a curated record